GACCAUUACUACAAUUUACUCUAUAGAUAAAUAUCCAGACCAAGAUUGAGGUGAGCUUGCUUUUUGAAAGAGCAGUGGUCUCGUUCUAAUCCCACAUCUCAAACUUCAGUCCAUAUUUACUUCCACCCACAAAUUCACAAACAAGUUUUAGUUUUGGAGGUCAAAACUCAAAACUCCAAAAGAAGGAAGAUCGGAAGAUAAACAUGCCUUGCCUUUACAUCUCCACAAACGUCACCCUUGACGGAGUCGACACUGGUUCCAUCUUUUCCGAAGCCACCAAAGCCAUCUCUGACAUUACCGGAAAGCCCGAAGACUUUGUGAUGGUCUUACUUAAGGGAUCGGUGCCCAUAUCGUUUGGCAAGAGUACUACUAUACCGGCGGCAUAUGGGGAGUUAGUAGCAAUGGGCGGCAUUACCACGGCAGUGAAGAGGCUGCUGAUCGCCACUCUCGGCACGAUUUUUGAGUCCAAGCUUUCGAUCCCGAAAACUCGAUUUUUCCUUAAAGUUGUUGAUGUAAGCACUGCUACAGGAUCUAAACUGUAAAUGAAAAUUUCUAAUGUUGUUCUCCAACAAAAUAAAGGAGAGGCUAAUCUGAUCGAUCUGUUGUUUUUAUGCACGGUGUGAACUUGUGGUGCAUAAACUCGACAGAUGAAUCAUGAAUUUAUGUACAAUUCCAAUUAUUUUCUUGUGAAAGGAAUAAAGGAUAGUGAAGUUUGGACACAGAAA
Molecule: messenger RNA, 725 nt
Organism: Malus domestica (apple)
Lineage: Eukaryota; Viridiplantae; Streptophyta; Magnoliopsida; Rosales; Rosaceae
Source: RefSeq, a predicted model, not a curated record